Messenger RNA from Solanum pennellii, 2087 nucleotides. RefSeq names its product glutathione reductase, chloroplastic. Bases 167 to 1654 code for a protein of 495 amino acids. Lineage: Eukaryota; Viridiplantae; Streptophyta; Magnoliopsida; Solanales; Solanaceae. Gene Ontology annotation, biological process: cellular response to oxidative stress; cell redox homeostasis; glutathione metabolic process. The transcript is spliced from 17 exons. Gene Ontology annotation, molecular function: NADP binding; glutathione-disulfide reductase (NADPH) activity; flavin adenine dinucleotide binding. Gene Ontology annotation, cellular component: cytosol; mitochondrion. The record is from RefSeq and is a predicted model, not a curated record.
GAUGAACCGGUGGGUGCCGGUUCAUUUUUGGUUUUAUAAAACCGGGUUCUCAUUUCUACCCUAUAUAAAGAGGAGCACUUGCAGUUAAUUCUCCGUUGUCUACUCCGGCGAUAGUUUACCGGCGGCGAGUGGAAGUUGUCUCUCUCACUAUAUCUACUGACUAAUCAUGUCUAGGAAGAUGCUAAUUGAUGGAGAGUUGAGCAAACCUGGUGAAGAAGAAGCGCACUAUGACUUUGAUUUAUUCGUAAUAGGUGCUGGAAGUGGUGGGGUUCGAGCUAGUCGGUUUUCAGCCCAAUAUGGAGCUAAGGUUGCAAUCUGUGAGCUUCCGUUUGAUCCCAUCGGCUCUGAAGUUAGUGGGGGAGUUGGUGGAACGUGUGUUCUUCGUGGUUGCGUUCCUAAAAAGAUUUUGGUUUAUGGAGCAGCCUAUGGGCCAGAACUGGAGGAUGCAAAGAAUUAUGGAUGGGAAGUGAAUGAGAAAGUCAAUUUCAACUGGAAGAAGCUUUUGCAUAAAAAGACCGAGGAGAUUGUACGGUUAAAUGGGAUCUAUAAGAGGCUACUUUCAAAUGCAGGAGUAAAACUAUUUGAAGGUGAGGGAAGAGUGGUAGGUCCAAAUGAAGUUGAGUUAAUUCAACUGGAUGGCACCAAGAUAAGCUAUUCGGCGAAGCACAUUCUAAUUGCAACUGGUAGUAGGGCUUAUCGUCCAGACAUUCCAGGACAGGAGCUAGCCAUAACUUCAGAUGAAGCCUUGAGCUUGGAAGAGUUACCAAAGCGUGCUGUGAUACUUGGUGGAGGGUACAUUUCUGUUGAGUUUGCUUCUAUAUGGCGAGGAAUGGGUUCAACGGUGGAUCUAUGUUUCAGAAAGGAACUCCCACUGAGAGGUUUUGAUGAUGAAAUGCGAGCUGUAGUUGCAAGAAAUCUAGAAGGCAGAGGAAUCACUAUGCAUCCUUGCACGACAUUGACUAAGCUUGAAAAAGCAGAAGGUGGCAUCAAAGUGCACACUGACCAUGGUGAAGUGAUAUUGGCAGAUGUUGUGCUCGUUGCAACUGGUCGUCUCCCUAACACAAAAAGGUUGAAUCUGGAUGCUGUUGGUGUCGAGCUUGACAACAUGAAAGCGGUGAAGGUAGAUGAGUACUCCCGCACCAAUAUACCCAGCAUUUGGGCCAUUGGUGAUGUCACCAAUCGAAUGAAUCUUACUCCUGUUGCUUUGAUGGAAGGAACCUGUUUUGCGAAAACUGUUUUUGGUGGAAAGCCUACCAAGCCUGACUACUCACAUAUCCCAUGUGCUGUGUUCUGCAUCCCGCCUCUCUCUGUUGUGGGGUCCAGCGAAGAACAGGCCAUAGAGCAAGUAAAUGGAGAAGUUUCAGUUUACACAUCAUCAUUCAAUCCAAUGAAGAACACCAUAUCUGGACGAACAGAGAAGUCAGUAAUGAAGCUUCUUGUUGAUGCCCAGACAGAUAAAGUUAUAGGGGCAUCCAUGUGCGGUCCAGAUGCACCUGAAAUCAUGCAGGGCAUUGCCGUUGCACUAAAGUGUGGAGCAACCAAGGAGCAGUUCGACAGUACAGUGGGAAUACAUCCUUCUGCCGCAGAAGAGUUUGUGACCAUGCGUUCAGAGUCGAGGCGCGUUUCUUCAAACAAACCAAAGACAAACCUCUGAGGAACCAAAGAUGUGAUAAAACCAUACUACCACAUAAAAAAAAAAAAGAGGGUGAUUUCAUGAGGAAAAAAAAAAGAACACCUACAUUCAGUAUUUACUUCAUAGUAUUUUAGCUACAUGGUGCGAUUUUGUUUUUGUGAUUUUGAAUACGUUUGUGAGGACCAACAGAGAAAUAUCUGCAUGUUGAAUAAACAUUAGCGCUUGGGUCUUUUGAUAAUUGUACUAGCAGCAAGUUUCAAGCACUGAUUUGGUGUUAAUAUAUCCCCAAUCUGAGUUGAGAAAAUAGUCUCUCUACCUCCACGAGGUAAGGGUAAGUCUAUGUACACUUAAACCCUCAACAGAUCCUAGCUGUGAGAUUAUUGUUAUUGUACUUUGCCUUUUCAAUCUAUUUGUCUAAGUUUUACUCGGAAUAGAAGAUUUAUCAAUCAUGUGA